CUACCACAUUUCAAGAAACCUUUAAAAUCCGUGUCCCUAUUUGUCCCCUUUUUGAGUUGACAAGUUUGCCACAGCGCGCUCUAUCCAAUCAAGUGCCACGUGCCCCUUACCGCCUUACCAAAACGGCGAAACCCUGCGACUCCCGCAUUCUCUCCUUAAAACGCCGUCGACUACUCCUUCCGGUGGACAUUUCGUGCCCGAUUUCCCUGUCUCUCUUCGUCCUCUUUCCUGUCGCUGGCUAAACAAAACAAAACGAAACAAACGCUUCCCGGUAAAACAACUUCAAACCAUUUUCCCGAGAAACGAAAAGCAAAAAAAAGAAAGAAAUGGCUGUCCAUCUCACCACCAUUUCCAUAGCCCUCUUUCUCCUCAUCCAAUCAUCACUCGCCACGUUAUUCCCCCUCAACAUCACCGACGACACACCGUCUGCCUACGAAGUCCUCCAAGGCUACAACUUCCCCGUCGGCAUUCUCCCCAAAGGGGUUGUAAAGUACGAUUUAGACGAAUCCACGGGCCAAUUCCAUGCCUACUUAGACGGUUCGUGUAGCUUCUCACUGGAAGGAUCUUAUCAACUCAAAUACAAAUCCAAAAUCAGCGGCUACAUCUCCAACAACAGGCUCAGAGACCUUAGUGGAAUAAGCGUCAAGAUCCUGUUUUUGUGGUUGAAUAUUGUGGAGGUUACUAGAGAUGGAGACGAGCUGGAGUUUUCUGUGGGGAUUGCCUCUGCAAGCUUUCCAAUCGAUAAUUUUUAUGAGUGUCCGCAGUGUGGAUGUGGUUUGGAUUGCGUUAAUGGGAAAGUAAGCAAGCUUAGAAUUAAGUCUUCUUUUUCUUCAAUUUAAAAGAAUUUGUGGGAAAAAAAAAAAACUCAGACUAUGGAAUGUUGGUAAUGAGACUUGGAUGAUGGGUUGUUUUCCUAUGAAUUGAAUUGAAUUGGGUUUUGGUUAUUUAUUGAAAUUGGUGGAGUUUUAACUUUUAUGGGUUCUAGACCUUCAGUUUGGUUCGUAAUAUGUACAUGUAUAUUUAUAUUCA
This is a messenger RNA of Theobroma cacao (cacao), 1029 nucleotides long. RefSeq lists its product as uncharacterized. NCBI's taxonomy places the organism in Eukaryota, Viridiplantae, Streptophyta, Magnoliopsida, Malvales, Malvaceae. The record is from RefSeq and is a predicted model, not a curated record.